Pteronotus mesoamericanus is the source of this 932-nucleotide messenger RNA. RefSeq names its product mitochondrial pyruvate carrier 1 (gene MPC1). Gene Ontology annotation, biological process: pyruvate import into mitochondria. NCBI's taxonomy places the organism in Eukaryota, Metazoa, Chordata, Mammalia, Chiroptera, Mormoopidae. The record is from RefSeq and is a predicted model, not a curated record. Gene Ontology annotation, cellular component: mitochondrial inner membrane. The coding region runs from base 115 to 444 and encodes 109 amino acids. The transcript has 5 exons.
UGACGCGGGCCCGCUGGCGGGUGCAGUGACUGCACUGUGCGCUCUGCGGGCUGUAGUUGGGCCCGGAGGAGCGGCUGCGAGGGCACCAAGAACGGCCUGGGGUCCGGCGCGGCCAUGGCGGGCGCACUGGUGCGGAAGGCGGCGGACUAUGUCCGGAGCAAGGACUUCCGGGACUACCUCAUGAGCACGCACUUCUGGGGCCCAGUAGCCAACUGGGGUCUCCCCAUCGCCGCCAUCAAUGACAUGCAAAAGUCUCCAGAGAUUAUCAGUGGGCGGAUGACGUUUGCUCUCUGCUGUUACUCCCUGACGUUCAUGAGAUUCGCCUACAAGGUGCAGCCGCGCAACUGGCUCCUGUUCGCCUGCCACGCCACAAACGAGGUGGCCCAGCUCGUGCAGGGGACGCGGCUCAUCAAACACAAGAUGACUAAAAAGGCAACUGCGUGACGACGGAAAGGCAGCAGCUGGCGCUCUGACGGGGCAGCAUCGCCCGCUGCUGAGUCACAGAGUCCCCUGCCAGGAGUGCCCCUGCGAGGGACGCGCGCAGAAAGCUCUUUGUACUAACCCGAGGACCCCCCAGAGGCAGCGGAGCCCCGCGCCAGCACCCGCCGCCCUCCGAGGACUGCGCACUCGCCCCCUCCAAAAGCGCAGCCCUGGCAUGCGAUCGCUAUAGUGCUUCCUGGUGAUGGUUUUAUCACAGGAACGUGCGCCUUAUCUAUCAGGUUUAUUAGCGGAAAACUGAAGAGAACAAAAUUUGUAACUGCAUAUUCAGAAUUCUUGACUUUUUCUUUAAUGACCAUGAGACCGCUGACCACUGGCCAAAAACAAAAAAUCUCUUAUCCAGGGUUUGAAGAGUGUCCGUUUCCAUGCAGUGUGUAUUCUGAAAUGCUGUAACUUAAUGGCAAUAAACAAUUUAAAUAUUUGUCAAAUGCGAA